AUGAUUUGUGGAGAGAAUGGGACGCCCACAUCAAAUAGGGCUAAGAAACAAGUGGUCAGAGCAGUGAAGUCAGGAUACUACCACAAGCAGGUUAUGGAAGUUACAACCGCGGCAGAAGAGCCGAUGAUCACCUUUGGGGCAGAGGAUCUACGUACACUAAUGUACCCGCACGAUGAUGCACUGGUUAUUAUGGCGGAUAUUGCCGGCUGUAUCGUUCACCGUGUUUUCGUAGACUCAGGCAGCGCGGUGAAUAUCUUAUAUUGGGAGUGCCUUCAAAACAUGGGAAUCGACGUUCAUAUUGAGCCAACGAAUGCCCCUUUGUUUGGGUUCGGAGGAGAAAUGGUCAUGCCUCUGGGUUAUGUGGAGUUACCGUUAAAUCUCGGUACUACAGCUGCUAAUAGCAAAACUAGGAUGGUGCGGUUCUUGGUGGUCGACAUGCCAAAGCCCUCCUACAAUGUGAUACUUGGCCGGCCUGCAUUGAUGGCGUUUAGGGCGAAAAGGGAAAGAGUGACAGAGGGAUUGGAUACACGGAAGAAGGGGAAGGUGGGCGAAGUGAAUGCCUCGGCAGAGGAGCGCCAGGAAUUGGCAGACGUAUUGAAAGACAGGGACAGUACAGAAAAAACCGCGCUGGUGUCUACUAGUGAUGUUUGCAACAUGAUCGAAUUGUUCCCAGGGAAAGAGGGUUUUCAGACCAAAAUUGGGUCUUCCAUGAGUGAUCAAGUCAGAGACGAGCUCAUUAUUUGCUUGCGCAGAAAUGCGGAUGUGUUCGCAUUCAGCACCGCUGAUUUAAAGGGAAUUGACAGAGGGUUGGCAGAGCACUGCCUCAAUGUGGAUCCUAAAAUAAAGCCAGUAAAGCAACGAACAAGGAAUUUUGGGGCCGAGAAGGACGCUGCAAUAAGGGAACAGGUCUAUGGGUUGUUGGAAGCAGGGCACAUUGUGGAAGGAUACCAUCAGGUUAAAAUGAACAGAGGAGACAUUGCCAAAACGGCCUUUGCCGUCUGUUACGGGGUUUACGGCUGGAGGAGUAUGCCAUUUGGCUUAAAAAAUGCGGGAGCUACGUAUCAGCGGAUGAUGGAAAAAGUCUUCAAGGAACAGCUCUCCAAGAAUAUCUCUGUGUAUGUGGAUGACAUGUUUGUGCGGAGUAUAAGGGCAGAGGACCAUGUCUCUGAUCUCGAGGAGAUCUUCACUGUGGUUAGAAAACAUCGGCUCAUGCUGAAUCCAGCAAAAUGUACUUUUGGGGUCACAACAGGCAAAUUCUUGGGCUACAAGGUUACCCCUGCAGGGAUCGAGGUUAACGCAGAGAAGGUCAAGGCCAUCAUGGAAAUGACACCACCCAGAGGGAUCAAGGAAGUGCAGACUCUAAAUGGGCGCACCACUGCUCUGAGCAGGAAGGGCACUAAAUUUCUAUGGACAGAGGAAUGCCGAGCGGCAUUUGAAGAUCUCAAGGUAUAUCUAGCAAAACUCCCGACUCUGACCAAGCCGGUCCCGGGAGAAACGUUGUAUCUGUACAUAGCAGUGGGGGAAGAUGCAAUCAGCUCUGUGCUUAUCAGAGAGGAGGGAAGUCACCAGAAACCUAUCUACUUCGUCAGCCGAAUCAUCCAGGGUCUUGAAUUGAAUUACACAGAGAUAGAGAAGGUUGCUCUGGCGGUCAUGGUCACGGCGAGAAAGUUGAGGCCGUAUUUUCUGUCACAUCGGGUAGUGGUGCGCACUGCCUUACCUUUUAAACAAGUGCUGGGGCGCCCGAAUUUGUCGGGCAGAAUGGUGAAGUGGGCUGUGGAGUUGGGGGAGUAUGAUGUGGAGUAUGAGCCAAGAACAGCGAUCAAAGCACAAGCAUUGGCAGAUUUCAUCCAAGAAACAACUCGCCGUCCCAUACCGGAAUUUUGGGUUGCCUUUGUGGAUGGAUCAGUGACAAAAGAGGGAUGCGGAAUUGGGGUAUACAUCACAUCACCGGGGUAUGGUAUAUAUCAGUUUGCAAUCAAAUUCACUUGCCGACUGUCCAACAAUGAAGCGGAGUAUGAAGUUGUGGUCAGAGGGGCGCACAUUUUAUCAGAAUUCAAGGCCGAAUGUGUCAUCAUCAAGACAGACUCCCAGUUAGUGGCCCAACAAUAUUCAGGGGGUUAUAGUGUCAAAGAAGAACGCAUGAGGGCGUACCACCGCAAGCUCAGCGAGAUGAAGGACAAGUUUAUGGAAUUCAAAAUCGAGCAGAUUUCUCGAGAGGAUAAUACGAAAGCAGACCUACUGGCGCGAAUGGCUAGUGCAGUGGAACAAACCUGGAGUGCUGAAAUUAUUUUACUCUGUGAUACCAGAGAGAUGGGGACUUCACAGGUCUUCUCCGUAGAGAUCAGAGACGACUGGCGGGCUCCUAUUUUACACUUUCUCAAGACAGGGGAGUGGUUGAACAAGGAAUCUAAUCAGAGGGCCCGAUACGAAAAUUAUUGCUUGCUUAAUGACCAACUAUACAAACGAUCCUUUACCCAGCCUUUACUAAAAUUCUUAUCUCCAGAGGAAGCUAACUUUGCUUUAAACGAAGUUCAUGCAGGUUGUUGUGGUGGUCACACGGGAUUCCGGGACCUUGUACGCAAAAUCAUUCGGGCAGGGUUCUACUGGCCUAAUAUCAACAAAGAUGCCAGAGAUCGGGAAGCUGCCCACGGCACCGGGGGCAAAUGUUUUCUGCUCGUAGCAGUGGAUUACUUUUCUAAGUGGGUAGAGGCUGAAGCUGUGGGGAAAAUCGAUGAGGUGACUGUGGAGCGCUUCAUUUGGCGGAAUAUAUGCUGCAGAUUUGGCGUGCCCAGGAUCAUCGUCUCUGACAACGGAACCCAGUUCACUGGGCAGAGGAUCGCGGAUUUCUGUGAUCGGAUGGACAUCACUCAAAGAUUCGUCUCGGUAGCUCAUCCGCAAGCGAAUGGCCAAGUGGAGUUGGCCAACAGGACAAUAUGCGAAGGGAUUAAGAAGAGGCUGACUCAGAGCAAAGGCAAAUGGGUGGAGGAGCUGGAUACUGUACUUUGGGCCUACCGCACUAGCCCAAAGACAGCCACGGGUGAAGCACCAUUUACCCUGGUGUAUGGAUCUAAUGCGGUAAUACCAGCGGAGGCAAGAUUGGAAUCAUAUCGGAUAACAACCUACGACACUGAGCACAAUGCUGAACUUCGUCGAGCAGAGCUAGAUUUGGUGGAAGCACAGAGGGAUGAAGCCCGGGUCAGAGCAGCAAAAUACAAAGGCAUUAUCAAGGCAGGGUAUGACAAGCGGGUCAGAGCGCGGAAAUUGUCAAAGGGGGAUCUGGUUCUCAAGCGGGCUGAUGCAUUGAAGGCAGUGGGCAAGUUCGAAGCUAAUUGGGAAGGCCCGUUUAUCAUCACAGAGGUCAUAGGGGGUGGAGCUUAUACAUUGUCGAUCCAGACGGCAGAGCUCUUCCUAGACCAUGGAAUAUUAACAAUCUCAAAAAGUUCUAUGUAUAACUGCUACUUAGCAGGACUAUUGCCAAUGUAG
Messenger RNA from Salvia miltiorrhiza (redroot sage), 3483 nucleotides. RefSeq lists its product as uncharacterized. The transcript has 5 exons. NCBI's taxonomy places the organism in Eukaryota, Viridiplantae, Streptophyta, Magnoliopsida, Lamiales, Lamiaceae. The record is from RefSeq and is a predicted model, not a curated record. Gene Ontology annotation, biological process: DNA integration. Bases 1 to 3483 code for a protein of 1160 amino acids. Gene Ontology annotation, molecular function: RNA-DNA hybrid ribonuclease activity; nucleic acid binding.